CGUCGGGGACGCCGGCCCCGGGAUCUUGCUAGGGAACCGGUGUUGUCGCCCCGCCCCUCGUGGCUUCAGGUCCCGUUAACUGUCGGCGGGGCUGGCGCCGCAGCGCAGGGCGACAUGCCGGUGCGCUUCAAGGGGCUGAGUGAAUACCAGAGAAACUUUCUGUGGAAGAAGUCAUAUUUGUCAGAGUCCUACAACCCCUCAGUGGGACGGAAGUACUCAGGGGCCGGACUUAGAUCGGAUCAGUUAGGGAUCACGAAAGAGCCAAGUUUUAUUUCAAAAAGGAGGGUUCCUUACCAUGACACUCAGAUUUCAAAAUCCCUGGAGUGGAACGGAGCCAUCACAGAGGAUGCUAUGGUUGUCCCACCUGAGCCCCAGACCCUCCCAACACAAAAUCCAAAGGAGGCAGAGCCAAAGGAAGAUGCUAACCAAGAAAGAGCUCUCUCGUUAGAGGCUUCCAGGGUUCCCAAGAGAACUCGAUCUCAUUCUGCAGACUCCAGAGCUGAAGGGGCUUCAGAUGCUGUGGAAAAGCAGCAGGAUGUAACAAGAAACCAUGUCCUUGAUCCCAAAGAAGCGGAGUUGGAACCUUCUACCAAACCUGCAGAGAUUGUAGAUCCCAGGUUGGAUAGGCAUCUUCGUAAGAAAGCUGGACUGGCUGUUGUUCCGUCGUACAAUGCCUUGAGAAAUUCUGAAUACCAAAGGCAGUUUGUCUGGAAGACCCGUAAAGAGACUGCUCCUGUGUUUGCAGCCAAUCAGGUUUUCCGUAAUAAAAGCCAAAUUGUUCCACAAUUCAAAGGGAAUGCAGUCAUCCCUGAGACUGAAUACAGGCGGAAUUUCAAGGGUUUGUCUCCAGUGAAGGAACCAAAGCUAAGGGAGGGUUUGAAAGGGAACAGUGGCCUUCAGAGAUUGUCUCCAGAGAAGAAGGCAGACGAGCCUUUAGAAUUAGAAGUAGAGAUGGCAUCAGAAGACACAGACCAGCCUAAAAGGAAGCUUUCUUCGUGGAGACACCAAAGGCUUGGCAAGGUGAAUUCUGAAUAUAGAGCCAAGUUUCUGAGCCCAGCCCAGUAUUUAUAUAAAGCUGGAGCUUGGACACGCAUGAAGGAGAACGUGCCAAACCAGGGUUCUCUAAAUGCCAUGUGGUAUGCAGAGGUUAAGGAACUCCGGGAAAAGGCUGAGUCUUACAGGAAGCGAGUUCAGGGAACACAUUUUUCUCGGGACCAUCUGAACCAGAUUCUGUCCAAUAGCAACUGCUGUUGGGAUGUCUCCUCAACCACGAGCUCAGAAGGAACCAUUAGUAGCAACAUCCAAGCACUGGAUCUUGCCAGCAAUCUUGCAGGCAACAAGACUCCCCAGAAACAUCCUUCUACCAAACUAGAGGAAAGAAAAGUUGCCGUGGAAGAGCAGUCCCCCAAAAAUACCACUGGGAAGCUGGUUCUGCCAGAGGCGGCCACCUUGCCCGUCAGGAGGAAGCUGGCUUGGGAUGAGGAGAGCACCAAGGAAGACACGCAGGAGCAGCCUACGCGAGACGGGGAGGAGGAAAGGGGGAAAGACAAGCAGAUCUAUGUGGGCGAGCAGGAGAAACUGGACACACAGGACAAGUCUAACGCAGACAGAAGGAAAGAAGGGUCGGAGUCAUCUUCUUUUUCCUCAGGAAAGGGGGGAAGGCUUCCCACUCCGAAACUGAGAGAACUCGGCAUCCAGCGGACCCACCAUGACCUCACGACUCCGGCUGUUGGUGGGGCGGUCUUAGUGUCACCAUCUAAAGUGAAGCCUUCAGCCCCAGAGCAGAGGAAGAGAGCGUCCUCCCAGGAUGGCGUAGAUGCUCCGAAGAAAGACCUUCCUAAGACAGCAAACCACCGUGCUGUGUCUCUGCUGACUUCUCCUGCUGCUGGCAUCAAGACAGUUGAUCCCCUACCUUUGCGGGAAGACUGGGAAGCCAAAGUUCCAGAAUAUCAGACAAACACCCCUGGGCAGCAUUCCAGUCUGGGUUUCCUACCUUACUGGCAUCCUUCCAGCAGGAUCCAAGGCCAUCUGCGAGACCCUCAAUUUCAGCAGAAUGUGGGAAAGCCAAGGAUGAACAGUUUGCAGUUACCUUCCCAUGAAGCCUUUAAUGACGAAGAUGCAGACAGACUGUCUGAGAUCUCUGCCCGCUCUGCCGCUUCCAGUCUCCAGGCCUUUCAGACUCUAGCGCGAGCUCAGAAAAGAAAGGAGAAUUUCUGGGGCAAAACAUAAACCUGCUCUUCUUAUCUUGAGAUGUACCAGCAUCGUCUUUCCUUCCUGCUCACUGUGUUAGGAUUUUCAGAGUGUUUUAUGUCCUUCUGCUACUUACAACUUACAUUAUUUGAUUUUUAAGUAGCUCAUCUUACCCAGAAAAUUUUAAUGCUGGUGUAUCUAAAUUUAACUCUUUGAGAAUUCUUUCCUGCUUAUCUAAAUAUGAAGACAUGGAUUAUGUAGUUUUUCACACAUUCUGUCUUUAAUGUCAGGUGUCGGGGGUGCCUGGCAGAAGUGUGAAUAUCACCUGUCCAGAGAAUAUUCUAAAGGGAUGAAAUUAAGUCAAAAUUAAGAUCUCCCAGAUUAUAUUCCCUCUCAGAAUGGUUUUAGCAUUUUUAUAGCCGUAGAUGUCAUGAAAGGAAUCUGCCAUUCCUUUGACAUUGACUUCAGCGUGUUUAUUAGCACCUUCUCUACACAGUGUUAGGAGAAUUGUACUAAAUUCUGGCCGUAUAUAUUUUUCUUAUUUAUGUAACAAAAUUUGCUGAGAGAAUAUGUAUAUUUUUGAUCCUUUUGUGUAUUCUAUUUGUACAAUAACUGACAUACAUUUGAAUAAUGUCUAGAUUUUGAGGAAUUAUUUGUGUAAUGGAGAGUUAAAACUUUGUAGACAUUUAAAAAUGAAAAUUAAUUGUGCUUGGCUUCUCCAAAAGGUUAUCAUGUGGAAUAAAUGCCUUCUAGACGCA
Arvicola amphibius (Eurasian water vole) is the source of this 2948-nucleotide messenger RNA. It is a transcript of the gene Saxo6, whose product is annotated as Mdm1 nuclear protein. The record is from RefSeq and is a predicted model, not a curated record. Bases 115 to 2229 code for a protein of 704 amino acids. Gene Ontology annotation, biological process: negative regulation of centriole replication. Gene Ontology annotation, molecular function: microtubule binding. Lineage: Eukaryota; Metazoa; Chordata; Mammalia; Rodentia; Cricetidae. The transcript has 15 exons.